AGCAAAGCAUCCAGUUCCAGUCCCAAAGCACGCAAUUUAUUGGUGGCGUACAGCAAUCGCUCACCCCACACCACAAAGGCCAACGCUUCUUAUUUUCGAGAAGCUUUCCUGCCUGGCAAGACUUUUCCUGGCAAAAUUCGAGACCCAAGAUUUUCUUUUUGACGCCCCUUUCGGCGACCGCACCUCGAGCUACUGUGGCACGCUGCCCCCCCUACCCUGUAGCCACCCAGGCCCACGGCUGCGGUUCCCCAGCCCAGGAGUAUAUGACCCUCGACGCUCCCAUUCUCCACUUACUUCCAAUCAGCCUCUUUCAUCCUUGACUUUGUGCUCCUCAAACACCUCCAGGGUAUUAAGCAGCCACUUCAGACCUUCGAGUAUCGGUGGGAGCUCCGUUCGGUACUGCAUCUUGGUGUAACCGUAAAGGGACCUCAACAUCACCACUCAAGAUGUCGGCUACUAAAAUCGGUCACGGACUUGCCAAAGUCCUCGGCAUCAAGCUUGAGUACAGGAAUGAGCUAGACGAUGAGAUUCGUCGUGGCGAAUCCGUCUUCUCUACCAACACAGCUGAUACUUAUGUCGAAGAAGAGCCAACCAGCGCGGAAUGGAUCAGGGAGACACUUCCAUCAGGUCACGACCUUGCCGUCUAUGCACGCUCUCUUUUCCCCUUCACCCACUGGAUUGGGCGAUACAAUUUGCAAUGGUUGGCGGGUGAUCUUGUGGCUGGUAUCACCAUCGGUGCUGUCGUCGUACCUCAGGGCAUGGCUUAUGCCACUCUUGCUGAUCUCCCGGUACAAUAUGGACUCUACACUUCAUUCAUGGGCGUUUUGAUCUACUGGUUCUUCGCAACCUCAAAGGAUAUUACUAUUGGUCCCGUCGCUGUAGUUUCUACCCUGGUGGGUAAGAUUCUCGUAAAAGCAGCAAAAACCCAUCCGACUGUUCCUGGUCCCGUCAUUGCCUCUGCAAUGGCAGUGAUUGCUGGCUGUAUCAUUUUCUUCAUUGGUUUGAUCCGAAUGGGAUGGAUUGUCGACCUUAUUCCGCUAGUAUCCAUCUCUGCAUUCAUGACUGGUUCGGCUCUCAAUAUUGCCGUUGGGCAGUUGCCGACUCUGAUGGGUAUUACUGGAUUCGAUACGCGAGCUGCAACCUAUCUGGUGUUCAUCAACUGGUUGAAAGGACUUCCACGUACGAAGCUGGAUGCUGCUAUUGGCCUGACAGCUCUGUUUCUCCUUUACGCCAUCCGAUCCGCCUGCAAGUUUGCAGCCAAGAAGUAUCCGACCCAGAGAAAGUUGAUCUUCUUUAUCUCGACCCUUCGAACUGCCUUUGUCAUUCUGUUAUACACGCUGGUCAGCUGGCUCGUCAAUAGACACCACCGCAAGAAGCCGUUGUUUAAGAUUCUGUCAACCGUUCCUCGAGGUUUCACUGCCGCUAAGGUGCCAACUAUCGACAUCUCCAUCAUUAAGAUAUUCACCAGCGAUCUUCCAGUUCUAGUCAUUGUUCUCCUAAUCGAGCAUAUCGCUAUUUCCAAAUCAUUCGGACGAGUAAACAAUUAUGUUAUCAAUCCAUCCCAGGAACUGGUUGCUAUUGGCAUAACCAAUAUCUUAGGUCCCUUCCUCGGUGCAUACCCGGCAACCGGAUCGUUCUCUCGAACAGCCAUCAAGGCGAAGGCAGGUGUACGAACUCCUUUUGCAGGUGUUAUUACUGCUGUGGUCGUGCUCUUGGCAAUUUAUGCUCUCACUGCGGUCUUCUUUUAUAUUCCAAGUGCUGCUCUAUCAGCAGUCAUCAUUCACGCAGUUGGAGAUCUCAUCACGGCCCCAAAUACGGUCUACCAAUUCUGGCGUGUGUCUCCUCUUGAGGUCCCCAUCUUCUUUGCAGGAGUUCUGGUCACAGUUUUUUCAUCCAUUGAGAAUGGCAUAUACACCACUAUCUGCGUUUCAUUCGCACUUCUUGUUUUCCGCAUCAUCAAGGCCAAGGGUCGAUUCUUGGGCAAAGUGAAGGUUCACUCGGUGGUAGGCGACUCUCUGAUUGGAAGCGAAAGCACACCUUUUAUCAACUCGAACAACCCAGCCAAAUCUGGCGGCUCACACGAAGAUGUUGCUGUCCGCAAUAUUUUCCUACCUAUCGAUCAUGGUGAUGGUUCCAACCCAGAUGUCGAAGUUGCUACACCUUACCCAGGAGUUUUCAUCUAUCGAUUCUCCGAGGGCUUCAACUACCCGAACGCAAACCACUACCUAGAUCAGCUCACAGCUCACAUCUUCGCCAACACCCGUCGAACCAACCUCGAUCACUACGGUCGACCAGGAGACCGUCCCUGGAAUGAUCCUGGACCACGCCGUGGCAAAGCAGCAGACGACCACCCCGAACGUCCCACACUGAAAGCCGUUAUCCUCGACUUCAGUUCCGUCAACAAUGUCGACAUCACCUCUGUCCAAACCCUGAUCGAUGUCCGCAACCAGCUUGAUCGUUACACCUCUCCCUCCGUCGUAGACUUCCACUUCGCAUCCAUCAACAACCGCUGGACCAAACGCGCCCUCGUCGCAGCCGGCUUCGGCUACCCAACCAUCCUUCCCGGAGACAACUCCGUCCACCGCUGGAAACCCAUCUUCAGCGUCGCUGAGAUCGGAGGCUCCGACUCCGCCGCCCAAGCCGCCGAGAUCAACGCCAACGAGAAAGAUUUCCGCAAAUCACGUACCAACGAACGCGACGCCGAUACCAUCAGCGCCGGUAAAGACAGCGAACUCAGCUCCUCUGAUCUGAAGAGCUCGGCGAUCAAGACUUCGUCCCGAGCAGCGGUCGUGAACGGACUCAACAGACCCCUUUUCCACAUCGACCUAACGAGUGCGCUACAGAGCGCUAUCGCUAACGUCGAGGCGCGAGCCGAUUUCGAGACGGGGCUACCGGCUCCUACUGCUACCGUCUAAGCAGUGAAUUUGUAUAUCCAUAUUAGAGAUUCCGGAUGAUCGAGUUGUGAAAAAUAAAGAGAGGGGAUGAGACAAGCACGACACGAUACCACAUUUUGUUUGGGAAUUUUCCUUGGUUUUUGACAUUGGAGAGACCUGUUG
This is a messenger RNA of Mollisia scopiformis, 3056 nucleotides long. Its product is annotated as putative sulfate permease 2. The coding region runs from base 447 to 2915 and encodes 822 amino acids. Gene Ontology annotation, cellular component: membrane. Gene Ontology annotation, biological process: transmembrane transport. The record is from RefSeq and is a predicted model, not a curated record. The transcript is spliced from 4 exons. Gene Ontology annotation, molecular function: secondary active sulfate transmembrane transporter activity. NCBI's taxonomy places the organism in Eukaryota, Fungi, Ascomycota, Leotiomycetes, Helotiales, Mollisiaceae.